Danaus chrysippus (African queen) is the source of this 351-nucleotide messenger RNA. The record is from the annotation of a GenBank genome assembly. Lineage: Eukaryota; Metazoa; Arthropoda; Insecta; Lepidoptera; Nymphalidae.
AUGGGCCUGUUUUCCAGCAAAAUUGCUCGUACUUCAAAAAUGGCGAACUCUGCAGAAAUUCAACAAUUUAUUAAAGAUGCCAUAUCUCAAGAAAAAGUUGUAGUUUUUUCAAAAUCGUAUUGCCCUUAUUGUACACUGGCUAAAGAUGUAUUCAGCAAAGUGAAGCAGCCGAUAAAGGUAUACGAAUUAGAUGAGAGAGAAGAUGGAUCAGUCAUUCAAGAGAACCUUAAAAAAAUUACAGGAUUUGGAACGGUACCACAAGUGUUUAUCAAUGGCAACUGUGUAGGCGGUGGUUCAGAUGUGAAAAAUCUAUAUGACUCUGGAAAAUUAGAACCUAUGCUCAUCGGAUAA